AUGGCGGACGAUGAUGCCGUUAAGGAGGCAGCCAAGCUGCCUAUAGAUGAGCGGGCCACGCACGCCAAUUGGAAAGUCCGCAGCGCAGCGUUCGAGGACAUCAAGAAGGGCGUGGAGCGUGUGUUCAAUGAUGACGACCCCGUGCUUCUGGAGUAUGCCUCGCUCAUGCCCAAGGCGUGCGCGGACGGCAAUGCUGCCGCUCUGGACAAGGCCCUGGAGGCGCUCGUGGUGUUGCUGGGGCGCACCAACGAGCAGCUCGCCGCGCGAAUGGUCAGCGGGUGCUCUCUCAACAUCGUCACAAAGUGCCUGGGCGCGCGCGCCGGGACGGCCGCCAAGGGCGCGGAUUGCCUGAUGGCGUUCAUCGAGGUGGAGUGCGGCGACAAGGUCGUGGCCGCCCUUAUCGAGGGCUUUGGCAACAAGGUCCCAAAGGUGGUCGUCGGCGCGGUGGACGCCCUGCUCCAGGCCGUCCGCGCGUUUGGUGCACGCGCUCUGCCGGCGCAGGUAAUCCUCAAGGCGCUCCCGCCCAUGUUUGAGUCGAAGGACGCCAAGGCGCGCGAGCUGACCAAGCUCAUUGUGGUGGAGCUGGCGCGCUGGAUGGGCCCCGAGCUGGUGCGCUCGUGCCUGUUUGACAAGCUGAGGGACGCGCAGAAGGACGAGGUGGACAAGCUCAUCGCGGAGGCGCCCCCUGGCAGGCCGCAGCCCGAGCGCCUGACAAGGAAGGAGGCGGCCAAGCAGGCCGCCAAGGCCGCGGCGGGGCCGCCCGCGGAGGGCGGCGAGGCAGCCGGGGCCGGCGGGGCUGCUGGAGGCGCCAGCGGCCCGGCGGCCGCAGAUGACCAGGAGCCCGUCGACUCGUACGAGUUUGCUGAGCCCAGAGACAUCAUCCCGAGCCUCAAGAAGGACUUCUGGGAGGGAUUGGCCGCCGCAAAGUGGAACGAGCGCAAGGCGGCGCUGACUCAGCUCAAGGACCUCGCCUCCUACCCGCGCCUGGUGGACGGGGACUUUGGGGACGUCAACCGGGAGCUGAAGAAGAUCAUCACAAAGGACAGCCACCAGCAGGUUGUGUCCGAUGCGAUCUUGUGCACGGGCACGCUGGCGAAGGGCCUGCGCAAGGACUACCGCGGCGUCGCUGCCUCACUUUGCUCUGUCCUCCUUGAGAAGUACAAGGACAAGGCCGCGGUGGUGACGCGCGCCGCCGGGGAGGCGCUGACCAGCAUGCACCGCUACUGCUUCACCCUGGGGGACGUCGCCGAGGACAUCGCGGCCGCGCUCGCGCACCAGAACCCCAAG
Monoraphidium neglectum is the source of this 1287-nucleotide messenger RNA. RefSeq lists its product as hypothetical. The transcript is spliced from 10 exons. The record is from RefSeq and is a predicted model, not a curated record. Gene Ontology annotation, cellular component: centrosome; kinetochore; microtubule plus-end. Gene Ontology annotation, biological process: mitotic spindle organization; microtubule polymerization; establishment or maintenance of microtubule cytoskeleton polarity. The annotation marks the transcript as partial. Lineage: Eukaryota; Viridiplantae; Chlorophyta; Chlorophyceae; Sphaeropleales; Selenastraceae. Gene Ontology annotation, molecular function: microtubule plus end polymerase activity; microtubule plus-end binding.